Vanderwaltozyma polyspora DSM 70294 is the source of this 1038-nucleotide messenger RNA. It is a transcript of the gene CCE1, whose product is annotated as cruciform cutting endonuclease. Bases 1 to 1038 code for a protein of 345 amino acids. The record is from RefSeq and is a predicted model, not a curated record. NCBI's taxonomy places the organism in Eukaryota, Fungi, Ascomycota, Saccharomycetes, Saccharomycetales, Saccharomycetaceae. Gene Ontology annotation, molecular function: DNA endonuclease activity; Y-form DNA binding; crossed form four-way junction DNA binding. The transcript has a single exon. Gene Ontology annotation, cellular component: mitochondrion.
AUGGGCAGUCAUAAAGGUAUACUGGAUGCAUUGGAUGCGCUAUGCAAGAGAAGCAAUUCCAGAACCCUACGGCAAUUGGGUUUGGGGAUUGGUGCUAGCACAGGUUCCACAAAAAAUGAGAUGCGUAUCAGAUUGAUCAAUCAAGCUCGUACUUUAGACAUAUUACGAUCAAGGAGAUUGGAUGAAGGCUCACUAUCUAUCAUGGGAAUUGAUGCAGGUGUAUCUAAUUUUUCAUUGGCAAAAUUUUGCUGGCCUACAGAUAGUCGAUUACCAAGUUUGACUGGCUGGGACAAGUUUCAACUAGAGCAAAAGUUCUUGAGCGAUAAAGAACCGGCUGUGUUGAGCCUACACCCACAUGAGAUAACCACGGUAUGUGGCCAGCUGGUGCAAACUUUGGAUCAAGAGUUUGGAAUACCGAAUCUGUACGCAAUCGAAAGACAACGUGCAAGAACUAUGUCUUCAAAAAGUGUGCUGGAACCUGUACUCAAGUCGAACAUUCUAGAACAUGUACUCUUUGCUACACUUUUCAACAGAAGACAGUAUUCAGCUACAUUACCAAGGAUGGAGUACAAUGUGGAAUCCUCGGAUCCGGGAAGGAUGACUUCGUAUUGGAUGGAGCUGCCUUCAAUGCAAGGGAUCAAGGCUGAAUUCCAAGAUAACCUGAAACUGGAACAAACAAAAUUGUCAGGGAAAAACUCCAAGUUACUAAGAAUCAACAUUGUCAAACGAAUCAUCGAUGCUGCAGUUUUCAACAAAGAUGUUCCUGAACGUCUUAUUGAUCUAGAACCCAAGCUGCGCAAUCGUCUCUUGGACCGUAUUACCACGGAUACAAACGACUACAAACUGUUUGACGUUCUCCAACUGUCGCCAGAGCAAGCUGGAGCUAAGAAAGAUGAUGAUCUAGCAGACUCUUUCCUCCACGGCCUAGCCUGGGUCCAAUGGUUGAGAACAUAUAACGAUCUAUAUGCGCUAGCAAUCAAAGAUCUCGACAGUAUCAACCUCGAUGAUCUCCGAAUUUCUACUAAUGACCAAGAUUAA